This is a messenger RNA of Salarias fasciatus (jewelled blenny), 1241 nucleotides long. Its product is annotated as ecto-ADP-ribosyltransferase 4-like. The transcript has 3 exons. Lineage: Eukaryota; Metazoa; Chordata; Actinopteri; Blenniiformes; Blenniidae. The record is from RefSeq and is a predicted model, not a curated record. Gene Ontology annotation, molecular function: NAD+-protein-arginine ADP-ribosyltransferase activity; NAD+ poly-ADP-ribosyltransferase activity. Bases 159 to 1133 code for a protein of 324 amino acids.
UUGUAAUUCCUGUUUGUUCGUCAGCUCAAGCAAACAGAAAUGGAAGCCUGUAUGAGCACGGAGUGAAACAGGAGGAUUUUUUCACUAAAGGUCUGAAAAUAAAACAUCUUCCUCUCAAGCUACAGACCAAGCUUCACUGUAGUGCUGCUCAAGAUGUGAUGCAAGCUGUCAGAAAGAAAACGUCUACAUAUACUGUUGCUUCUUUGGUUAUUUUCAUGGGACUGCUGACAUUUAUUAUGAUACAUCUAUUGUUAAGCUGGCCGGACUCGGAAGUACAGGGUUUCUCUCAGGAUGUGAGCAGUGACUACAGUGACACGUUUGACGACUGCACGUCUGCAGCUACGGUUGUAACGGAUACGGCGACAAUGCAGAAGUGGGACGCCUGUCAAGCAAACUUCAGUCGAUCCUGGAGAAACACAAAACAAAACAUCGGAGUGCCCGUUCACCAACACAUGCAGAAGCAUCAUUCACUUGCUUUGUAUAUGUACAUAGAAUCGGCGCUGCACUCUGUCAAACACAACAUUGAGGAACCAGAAAAAAGUGAGAAGGAAAUAUUUCAACCUCACUCUCUUUACUCCUCUUUAAGCGAAGCCAUUCAGAUUGUGAGACACAGCCAGGCUACUUGUUUCCACACAAAUUACAGAUCAGAAGCACUUUUAAACCUUAACAUGUCAAAUCUGCAGAUUCGUUUCAGUACCUUCACGCUCGGUUUGAAGGAGUGGAACUCUACCCAUAAUGCAUCAUGCUUUGAGAUUUACUCAUGCUUUGGUGCUGAUGUAACAUAUUACUCCUCUCUGAAACACAAUAAGCAGGUGCUGAUUCCACCAUAUGAGGUUUUUAAAGUCACAGACAUCCAGAAAGAAAUAAAGGAGUGUCGAGUCAUCUAUAGGAUCAAGAGCAACAUGAACUGUGUUUAUGACAGAGACAGCAAUAACUUGCAGCCUAUAUCUGUGUUACCGGUGCAGGGACUUUGGCUCAUUUUCAUUAUUAUGUGCGUCAUUAUCAUAUUCCUUGUGCUACUCUCUGUCAUUGUGAAACUGCACCACAAGAAAACUGCUGAUUACACAGCUAGAUUUUUGGUGAAUCACAGAUAUCCUGCUGUAUCAGGUGAGCAAGUUCAUGCUGCAUGCUGAGUUUAAUGUUUUGUUAUGAGCAAAUAUUCAAGGAAAUAUAUUUUAAAAUACUGGUGGUCACUUUCUUGAUUAUUAAGUCCAAAUUAAAUGAAAUGCUGACAUUUUCAA